Messenger RNA from Funneliformis geosporum, 1085 nucleotides. The record is from the annotation of a GenBank genome assembly. NCBI's taxonomy places the organism in Eukaryota, Fungi, Glomeromycota, Glomeromycetes, Glomerales, Glomeraceae.
AUGAAUUCCUGCAUAGCAUAAAAGUCGACGUUGACAUUGGCAAUCAUAUUGUUGAUUAUAUUGAAAAUAUCAAAAUAGAUGUUAACCCAUUAGGUGUUUACGAUUUUAUUAAAGAAAAUCAUACCAAACCAAAAUUAAAAUUGGAGUGGAUUCCAUACACUCGACUUGAAAAUUUUACGAAAAUAGCACAAAGUGAACUUGGCACUAUUUAUCGAGCAACUUGUAGUGAUAUACGUGAUCAUUCAUCGAAAUUUACUGUAGCUGUCAAAUGCUUUUCCAAAUCACAAGAUUUUAAAAAAUAUUUCUUAAACGAGAAAAAAUACGAAUUCUUCAUGAGAUUUCAUCCGGCUAUUCAUGAUGCAGAUUUUAUACAUUGUAAUUUACACAGUGGAAAUAUAUUGUAUAUUCAAGGUUGGAAAAUUGGAGAUUUGGGAUUAUCACAGCCUGCAAAUAAUACUUUGCAAAGUAAUGAUAUAUAUGGAGCAAUUCCUUACAUUGCACCAGAGAUAUUUAAUGGUGAUCCAUAUUCAAAAGAUUCUGAUAUUUAUAGUAUGGGUAUGAUUAUGUGGGAAUGUGCAUCAAAUCGGAAACCAUUUGCUGACAUUGAACAUGAUCUGAUUGUUAAAAUCAUUAAUGGGCUACGACCUAAGGUUCCAAAAGAUACUCCUGAAUGGUUGGCUGAAUUAAUGAGAAAAUGUUGGCAUUCUGAUCCUAGUAAAAGACCUUCUAUAACCAUGAUUCGAACGACUUUAAAGAAUAAUUAUAAGGAUGAUUCGCUGUCUGAAAUAAAGCGACCAGUAUCAACAGAAUUUUCCGGAAAACUUCCAAAAGUGGUUACAAGUAGAACAUUAAAUUCUUUAAUGUCUAGACCAUCUAUAAAUUCAUCAUCUAUGAACUCAAAUAAAAUGAUACAAAAUCAAGAUGAUGUCACAAAGGAAGACAAGUUUGAUGAAUAUUUCAAUAGAUUAUCUAUAAUAUACGCAAAUUCCACCAAUCAAAAUCCUUCAGAUACAAGUGCAAUUUAUUCUAGUAAACAACUUAUUGAAGAUUUUGGAAAUUUAGGAAUUAAAUCAUCUGAUGGGUAA